GCCAACGUCAAAAGUUUAGUGAGGUUAAUGUUCUUUGAAAUGUCAUCCCUUUUUUAGUUUCGCAAACUUUGGCCCUAAUUAUAUUUUUGAAAGAAAAAUACAAUGUUGUAAAGAGUAACUUUCACUUAUGUGUAAUGAGGCGAUACGGGCAUGUCUUUGUUACAGUUAGCGGCCAAGGAGGCUAAAAUAUUGUCCUCGACCAGCCACGAUUCCAAUGAUAAUGCUAUCAGCGAAUCUCUCGACAAUAACAGUUCGAGUUGUACCUCAGUUAGUGAUAAUAUUGAAGUGGGAACUGGUACAGAUCUCUUUCGAGACGACGGCGAAAAUCUUACAAUAACUCUAAGGAUGCUCCAUUUUUGUAGAGAUCUGGCAAUUUUUUGUUUUGUUAUGGUAACAUAUGCAGCUCUUGCCAAAGAUCCUCCAAAAGUAUCGAGAGCACCUGUGGCUUACCCAUUCUUCCCACAGACUACAAUCUUGACAGAUUGGUACAGGGGUCAAAUCAGUAAAGCUAUAGAAAAUGCUAGGUCUAGUGAUGUGGCAUUUAUCAUGUUUUAUGCUCCUUGGGAUGCAGAAUGUCAAGCAGCACGAAAGGAAUUUCAAUUGGCAGCAGAAUAUAUGCACGAACGUGUUAAAUUUGCUGCCGUCAAUUGUUGGCAACCCCAAAGUGAAUGUCGGACUCAAUAUAAUAAAGUAUAUAGGUGGCCAGUACUUAUAGCAUAUCCUCCACAUGGACGUGGAAUACAAUAUAAUGGCCCUGUAACUGCUUUCCAUAUAAUUCAAUUCUUGCAAAAAAUAUGUAAUCCGAUAAUGCGUAUAAAUAAUGAAUACCCUAAAGAUUUUGAUGAUGCGUACCUUAUUGCUGAACUGAACACCUCUCCAGGAAGCUUAGCCUUUGCAGUAUUUUAUACAACAGCCCUGAGAUAUCUAGAGAAGGACCCUCAGUAUCGCAUUACAUUUUAUGUGAAACCAUCUAAUGUUUCCCAGCCAUCAUUACACUUACAUCUGUGGAAUGAAACACUAAUAUUUCCAAUUUCUGAUUUACCAUGGCAUCCAGAUGAAAUAUUGAAGUGGAUUUUUGAUAAUUUGCAUCAAGUAACAUCAUGGGUUCUACCUAGUGGAUCAAAAAGCACAACUCUUUCAACUAAUAUGCAAAAUGGGCCAACUCUAAUUCUAUUUACUCCAAGAAAUCCUUUAAGAGUUCGUACUGAUUACUACCACAUGGUAUGUCAAGAUUGUCGUCAUGCUAAAGAUUAAUUUUUCUGAUGCAUA
Messenger RNA from Leptinotarsa decemlineata (Colorado potato beetle), 1269 nucleotides. Its product is annotated as thioredoxin domain-containing protein 11. The record is from RefSeq and is a predicted model, not a curated record. Lineage: Eukaryota; Metazoa; Arthropoda; Insecta; Coleoptera; Chrysomelidae.